AUGGCUAUCAACUGGCCGUACAGUUUUGACCCUCAGACCCAAGCCUAUUUGGCCGCCGCUGCUGCUUCUUAUACUUAUACCUGGAUACCACCACCACCAACAUCAUCGCCUGGAUCAUCUACAUAUUCGUUAAUUCCUUUGCCAACUCAACUGUAUUUUGCAACAUCUACCUCAAAUCCUAAUUCUAUAACACCAUCUUCAGUGUCACCUUCAUCAUCUGUGAACAACCAUGCUUGCUGCAUGACACAACCUUCAGCACCAAACCGCGGUUCGUACACUACACUAGCAGCAGCAACAACUUCCAAAAUUCAAUAUAGCAAUAAUAAUAAAAUGGCUGCAUCUGAUUUUCUUGCACUGGAUCCGUCGAACAUUAACAAUAGCACUGCUCCUUUUUCACAGCUACAAGAACACAUAGAUAUUCAACGCCAUUAUUCUCGAUGCCAUCAAUAUGAACAACAAAAUGGUUACAGAGCAUUUCUCACUCAUGAUUCUUUACAUUCUAAUGGUUUCUAUUCGCAGCCUCCAUCUCACUCUGAUUAUACUACUUGGAUUAGCAACAAACCGAUUAUUUCGUCCUCUGAUAAUGCCGAGCAUGAGGCAAGCCUAAUGUAUAGGCAUUGCUGUUAUACAUUUUCUCUCUCUCUCUCUCUCUCUCUCAUUCAUAAAUGUAUCAUAAAAAAGGUUGCAUGA
Molecule: messenger RNA, 690 nt
Organism: Acanthosepion pharaonis
Lineage: Eukaryota; Metazoa; Mollusca; Cephalopoda; Sepiida; Sepiidae
Source: the annotation of a GenBank genome assembly